AUGGACAUCUUUUAUAGCGAUACCGACAGUAUGCAUCUCUACAAUGAAGAUAUCCCUCGUUUAGCUGAAGAGUUUGAGAAACGUUAUGGAAGAGUUCUCAUUGGUAAAAACCUUGGUCAAUUUCAUAGCGACUUUGCAGAAAUCACAAAAGAUAAACAAAGUUUAGCAUACAAAUCAAUAUUUUGUGGAAAGAAGACUUACAUAGACUUACUCACUAACGAUUUAAAUGAAGUUGCAUUUCACUGCAGAAUGAAAGGCGUGAAGCAAGAUGUUAUUGCUUUAACCGCUAAUGAAAUGUUUCCUGACUCUGUUCAGUGUUUCUAUGAUGAAGAUAAAGGUUUAAUGGUUCCGCAAGGAAAAUUUGACAAAGACUCUGAGUUCAGUGUUAUGAAGUUAUAUAAAGCACUUUAUGACGGUCAAGAGAUUGGAUUUGACUUAUGUAAGUCUUCUAGUCCUUGCUUUGCUGAAAAGUUUAACUUCUCAAUAACGACUAAAACAAACUUUAUUCGUAAGUUGAAGUUCUGA
Molecule: messenger RNA, 525 nt
Organism: Trichomonas vaginalis G3
Lineage: Eukaryota; Parabasalia; Trichomonadida; Trichomonadidae
Product: organellar and viral DNA polymerase type B
Exons: 1
Coding region: 1-525 (174 amino acids)
Source: RefSeq, a predicted model, not a curated record